CUUUGACGACGUUUUUGAUCGUGUUAUUAUUAUACUUGGUAUCUAAUAAUCGUAUCAAUAAACAGUUUGAAGCCAAAUUCCUAAAGUGUAUUGAGAGAUGGAAUUCACCGUCAAAUCUCCCGAUCAAUCCCAGUGGGGCAUGGAUCGUAAAAAUAAAGACGAGGGGUAUGGAGCCAAAGACGGAGAGAUACUGCAUCGAAUUAAAAUAAAUGAAUACCUCAGUAAUCUCCCCAAGAUGUUUGAGUCUAUUGAAGAAGAAGUAAUGGCAGCCGUUAUCCCUCCCAACGCUGACGAAGAAACUAAAAAAAGGCUAUACGCUAAUCUCCAAAUUUGCAAAGACAAUGUCAUGAGCAAGAUAUUAAAGGCGAUGGAGAUGUCUCAAGUGACGGGUGAUGAAUGCACUGCCGGCGCACCCAACCAAGCUGCCGGCUCAGUAUCAACAAUAAAUACUUAAUUAUUUAUUUGUUUAAAAAGAAAUGUACUAGGUACGAAGAUUUUCCAAUUAAUGGAUGUAAGUGGAUUUUGAUGGUAAAAUUGUAAUUCGUACUAUUCAGAAAUUUCUUAGGUUUGUCUUCAAACUGUCACCUCUAUAACCGUGUAAACAGUGAAUCUUGAGCCAAUUUAGCAACAAGAUGGAUAUUCUAAAAAAUAUACUUUUUUAUUACAUUAAAAAUUAUAGUAAUAUUUGGAAUUCGGAUUUUCUAUAUAAUCCUGA
Molecule: messenger RNA, 715 nt
Organism: Vanessa tameamea
Lineage: Eukaryota; Metazoa; Arthropoda; Insecta; Lepidoptera; Nymphalidae
Exons: 5
Coding region: 98-454 (118 amino acids)
Source: RefSeq, a predicted model, not a curated record